AUGCCGAGGGCCAAGCAGGCGCUGGCGGGGGGCGGCCCGAGAAAGCCUCCCAAAGCCUCUCCUCCGCCGCCGAAACCCUCCAAGAAGCGGCCGCCGCCACCCUCCCGGCCCCCGGCGCUGCGCAGGAAGCUCCUGCGGCCGCGGAAGAAGCGUUCGGAGCUGCUGGUCCCCGCCGCCGCCAUCCGGGGCCUGCUCCGGGGCCUGCCCGCAGGCGUGGCGGUGAAGGGCGAGGCUGUGGCCGCGCUGCAGGCCGGCUGCGAGGCGCAGCUCCUGGCGCUGUUCGAGGCCUGGGGGCUCUGCGCCCUCCACGCCAAGCGAGCUGCCGUCCACUCUGCCGACCUGAACCUGAGGAGCGGCUCCGGGCCCCGGGGCGGCCGCGGGGACUGUGCCCAGAGCUCUGCUGCUGGCAAGCAGCAGCUCCCCUGCGGGGAGAGCUUCGGGCGGCAGCGGGGCCUGAGCGAGCACCUGCGCAGCCGCAGCCACCGCGGGGGGCGCAGCGGAGCCCAAGCUGCCAGGGCAGCCGAGCGCUGCCCCGAGUGCGGCCAGAGCCUCCCCGCGGGCUGGCGGCCGGGGGAGCAGCGGCGGCGCCGCGCCGGGGCCGGCCGCGGGCAGCCCUCCCUCUGCCCCCACUGCGGGCAGCGCAGAGGCUGCCAGGCCGCUGCCGAGCUGCGGCCGGGCCGCAGGGGGCGCCCGGGCCGCCCGGGCAAGAAGCAGAUCUCCUGCGAGGAGUGCGGGAAGAGCUUCGCCAAGAACUCCUACCUGCUGCAGCACCGCAACGUGCACACCGGGGCGCGCCCCUACGGCUGCGAGGCCUGCGGCAAGGCCUUCGCCUACAGCUCCGCCCUCAUCAAGCACCGCCAGAGCCACGUCGAGAGGAAGCAGUUCCCCUGCGGCCAGUGCGGGAAGAGCUUCGCCACCAGCACCUCCCUGCUGCGCCACUGGACCCUGCACAGCGGGGAGCAGCCCUACGGCUGCCCCACCUGCGGCAAGACCUUCGCCACCAGCUUCUCCCUGGGCCGCCACCGCCAGACCCACAGCGGGGAGCAGCCCCACGCCUGCGGGGACUGCGGCCGCCGCUUCUCCUACGCCGCCGCCCUGCGGCGCCACCGCCUGACCCACGGCGGGGAGAAGCCUUACCCCUGCGCCGACUGCGGCAAGGGCUUCACCAACGGCUUCGAGCUGCGCAUCCACCGCCGGCUGCACACCGGCGAGCGGCCCUUCCGCUGCGGGGAGUGCGGCAAGGGCUUCGCCAGCAAGAACCACCUCACCACCCACCGCUACGUCCACAGCGGGGAGAAGCCUUUCGUCUGCGGGGACUGCGGCAAGGGCUUCGCCACCACCUCCCGGCUCAGCUGCCACCGCUUCGUGCACACCGGCGAGUCGCCCUUCCGCUGCGGCGACUGCGGCAAGAGCUUCGUCUACGGCGCCGCCCUCGGCGCCCACCGGCGGCUGCACACCGGCGAGAGGCCUUACAGCUGCGGGGAGUGCGGCAAGAGCUUCGCCUACAGCUCCGUGCUCACCAAGCACCGCCGGAUGCACGCCAGGGACAAGUCCUAGGGGAGGAGGAGGA
Messenger RNA from Dryobates pubescens (Downy woodpecker), 1570 nucleotides. Its product is annotated as zinc finger protein 660-like. Lineage: Eukaryota; Metazoa; Chordata; Aves; Piciformes; Picidae. Gene Ontology annotation, molecular function: protein heterodimerization activity; DNA binding; structural constituent of chromatin. The transcript has 3 exons. Bases 1 to 1557 code for a protein of 518 amino acids. The record is from RefSeq and is a predicted model, not a curated record. Gene Ontology annotation, cellular component: nucleosome.